Messenger RNA from Perognathus longimembris pacificus (Pacific pocket mouse), 6321 nucleotides. It is a transcript of the gene Lnpep, whose product is annotated as leucyl and cystinyl aminopeptidase. Gene Ontology annotation, biological process: proteolysis; peptide catabolic process. The record is from RefSeq and is a predicted model, not a curated record. Lineage: Eukaryota; Metazoa; Chordata; Mammalia; Rodentia; Heteromyidae. Gene Ontology annotation, cellular component: cytoplasm. Gene Ontology annotation, molecular function: metalloaminopeptidase activity; peptide binding; zinc ion binding. The transcript has 18 exons. Bases 139 to 3216 code for a protein of 1025 amino acids.
GAGCGGCGCCGCCCCUCGCCGCACCUCCCUGGCAGCCCUCCGAGGCCGCGCUGGGCAUGCUCAGUCGGCAGGGCCGCUUCAGCUCUCGGAGUAGGGAGCCUGGGCGCUCCGGUGGCGAGGAGCCGCGGCGGGGGAACGAUGGAGCCCUUCACCAAUGAUCGACUUCAGCUCCCCAGGAACAUGAUUGAAAACAGCAUGUUUGAGGAAGAACCAGAUGUGGUGGAUUUAGCCAAAGAGCCUUGUUUACAUCCUCUAGAACCUGAUGAGGUGGAAUAUGAGCCACGGGGCUCACGACUGCUGGUGCGGGGUCUUGGUGAACAUGAGAUGGAUGAAGAUGAAGAGGAUUAUGAAUCAUCUGCAAAACUACUGGGCAUGUCCUUCAUGAACAGAAGCUCAGGCCUUCGGAACAGUGCAGCUGGCUACAGGCAGAAUACAGAUGGGGCUUGUUCGGUACCUUCUACCAGGACCUUGGUGGUCUGUGCUUUUGUCAUUGUAGUUGCUGUCUCUGUGAUCAUGGUGAUUUAUCUGCUGCCUAGAUGUACUUUUACCAAAGAAGGCUGCCAUAAAAAAAACCAGUCAAUCAGACUCAUACAGCCACUUGCAACAAAUGGGAAAUUGUUUCCAUGGGCACAAAUUAGACUUCCUACUGCCAUUAUGCCGCAACGUUAUGAACUUAACCUGCACCCAAACCUGACCUCUAUGACAUUCAAGGGUUCUGUGACAAUUUCACUUCAGGCUCUUCAGGCCACCUGGAAUGUCAUUCUUCAUAGCACAGGACAUAAUAUUUCAAAAGUGACUUUCAUGUCAGCAGUUUCAAACCAAGAAAAACAAGUUGAACUCCUGGAAUAUCCGUAUCAUGAACAAAUCGCCAUUGUUUCUUCUGAAGCCCUUCUAGCAGGGCAUAAUUAUACCUUGAAGAUCGAGUAUUCAGCAAAUAUCUCUAGUUCUUACUAUGGGUUUUAUGGCAUCACUUACAAAGAUGAAAGUAAUGAGAAAAAGUACUUUGCAGCAACUCAAUUUGAACCCCUGGCAGCAAGAUCUGCUUUUCCUUGUUUUGAUGAACCAGCAUUUAAGGCCACAUUUAUCAUCAGGAUUAUAAGGGAAGAGCAAUACACUGCUUUAUCAAAUAUGCCUAAGAAGUCCUCAGUCCAUAUGGAAAAUGGACUUGUUCAGGAUGAAUUUUGUGAGAGUGUGAAGAUGAGUACUUACCUAGUUGCUUUCAUUUUGGGGGAGAUGAAGAACCUGAGUCAGGAUGUGAAUGGAACCCUGGUUUCUAUAUAUGUUGUACCAGAAAAGAUUGGUGAAGUUCAUCAUGCCUUGGAAACAGCUGUGAAACUUCUUCAGUUUUUUCAUGACUACUUUGAAAUUCAGUACCCACUUAAGAAGUUGGAUUUGGUGGCCAUUCCUGACUUUGAAGCAGGAGCAAUGGAAAAUUGGGGUUUGCUCACAUUCCGAGAAGAGACACUUCUGUAUGACAACAAUACUUCAUCAGUGGCAGACAGAAAACUGGUUACUAAAAUCAUUGCUCAUGAGCUGGCCCAUCAGUGGUUUGGCAAUCUGGUAACAAUGCAGUGGUGGAAUGAUCUGUGGCUAAAUGAAGGCUUUGCCACGUUCAUGGAGUAUUUCUCUUUGGAAAAAAUAUUCAAAGAGCUCUCUAGUUAUGAAGAUUUCUUAGAUGCUCGAUUUAAAACCAUGAAGAAAGAUUCCUUGAAUUCAUCUCAUCCAAUAUCAUCAUCUGUUCAGUCUUCAGAACAAAUUGAAGAAAUGUUUGAUUCUCUUUCUUAUUUUAAGGGAGCAUCUCUCUUACUGAUGUUAAAAACUUACCUUAGUGAAGAUGUAUUUCAACGUGCUAUUAUUCUUUACCUGCAUAAUCAUAGCUAUGGAUCCAUUCAAAGUGAUGAUCUUUGGGAUAGUUUUAAUGAGGUAACAAACAGAACACCAGAUAUAAAGAAAAUGAUGAAAACUUGGACUCUGCAGAAAGGAUUUCCUUUAGUGACUGUUAAGAGGAAAGGAAUGGAGCUUUAUAUACAACAAGAGAGAUUCUUUUUAAAUAUGAAACAUGAAAUCCAGCCUUCGGAUGCAAGCUACCUGUGGCAUAUUCCAAUCUCCUAUGUCACUGAUGGAAGAAAUUAUUCAAAAUAUCAACCAAUGUCAUUACUGGACAAGAAAUCAGGUGUCAUCAACCUUACAGAACAAGUGCGGUGGGUCAAAGUCAAUACAAACAUGACUGGCUAUUAUAUUGUACACUAUGCAGAUGAAGACUGGGCUGCACUGAUCGAACAGUUGAAAGUGAAUCCUUAUGUUCUGAGUGACAAGGACCGAGCCAAUCUUAUCAACAACAUCUUUGAACUUGCAGGCCUAGGCAAGGUGCCUCUGAAGAAGGCCUUCGAUUUGCUUGAUUAUCUGAAAAAUGAGAACUAUACUGCACCCAUCACUGAAGCUCUGCACCAAACAAACCUCAUCUAUAACCUUCUUGAAAAACUAGGGCACAUGGAUCUGGCCUCAAGACUAGUGACAAGAGUUUAUAAUUUGCUUCAAAACCAAACCCAACAACAAACUUGGACUGAUGAUGGUACCCCCUCUGGGCGAGAGCUUCGGUCAGUCUUGCUGGAUUUUGCUUGCACUCACAGACUGGGGGACUGCAACACUGCAGCCAUGAAGCUGUUUGAUGCUUGGAUGGCAUCCAACGGGACCCAGAGCAUACCUACAGAUGUCAUGACUACUGUAUUCAAAGUUGGAGCAAAAACUGAGACAGGCUGGUUAUUCCUCUUACGCUCGUACAGCACUGUAGGCUCUGAAGCAGAAAAGAACAAAAUACUUGAAGCUCUCGCCAGCUCAGAGGAUGUGCAGAGGCUUUACUGGUUAAUGAAAAGUAGCCUCCAUGGCGAUAGCUUCCGAACUCAGAAGUUGUCAUUUAUCAUUAGAACAGUGGGCCGACAUUUUUCUGGACACUUGCUGGCUUGGGAUUUUGUCAAAGAAAACUGGAAUAAGCUUGUACAGAAGUUCCAUCUGGGCUCUUAUACCAUACAAAGUAUUGUUGCUGGAUCAACUCACCUAUUUUCAACAAAGGCACAUUUGUCUGAGGUCCAGUCAUUCUUUGAAAGUCAAUCAGAGGCAACCUUUCAGCUCCAUUGCGUCCAGGAGGCCUUGGAAGUCAUUCAGCUGAAUAUCCAGUGGAUUGACAAGAAUCUCGGAGAUCUAACAUGGUGGCUGUAGCCCAACAGCUACACCUCAUUCUGUUGCCCAUUCAGAGAGCUAUGAACUUGGGCUCUACUGCUUUUGCAAAAGCCAAGGUGAAGCCAGAACUGCUGCCAAGUGUUUGCACUGUUAGAACUCUAGUUAGCUCAGGGCCCAACUGUACUUUUCAUCUGUCUUUUCUGAAAUGUCUUUUGGCAGUAUAUAGUUAUUUAUCACUAAAUUAUAUUCACCUAUAUGCCAACCAUCUAGGAAACAAAGAGCAGUUUUUUCUGCUUUGAACGUAUACAAAUGGGAAAGAAAUCGAUUUUGGAAUUCUGUUCUGUUGCUCAGUAUCCAGAGUUACUGACACAAUGAAACAAAGAAAAGUCUACUGUAAGUGCCACCAUCUUUGGAGGCUGCUAAUUGUCAUUCAUUGUUGCUGCUUGGGAUAGAUGCUACUGGAAUGUGGUAGAAUUAGCCUUGAAGAUAGAGGUACCAGAGCAGUCAGGCGUGCAGCUGUGGAGAGCUCUUCUCAGGUGCACUGGUCUACUUUGAUUUGGAGUUUUGAAGUAAGCCUUUAUUUGCUGAAAAGAGUUUUAAAAAUAAUGAUAACUAUUGUCCUUUUUCCUGUAAGAUAGCCAGGUGCUACAAAAAAAAUUUUGUUGGGUUGAACAGUUAAAUAACCAGGCCAAAAAGUUAAUAUUUCCAAAUAUGUUACACUUUCUGUUUUUUUAACAGAAUUACCAUAUUCCAAUUAAGCUUUAAUUAGAAUUAUUUUAUUCACGAAUAUCAAUAUCUUCCCUUCCAUCCUCAUACCUGCCCCUCAACUGACCUUACGUCAUAACAUAGUUUUGCUGUAUUUGUGGCAAGCAUUCUGUUUACACUGACAUUUUUCCUCAUGAUUUUUUAUUACCAUUUACUAACAAUGCUGUUUGUUAACUUUUGUCCUCACAAAUCAUACAUACUGUCUCUCUCAAUCAUACCAUGUAUAGAUUUUCAUUUUUAAUCAUGCACUGACAUGUUAGAAGCAUAUUUUAAAAUAAGGCCCUUGAGAAAUUUGAUUUUUUUAUUUGACGUUCACCAUAGUACCUUAAAGGGGAAAAAAAAAAGAAUGUGGAAAGGAGCAAAUUGAAGUAAUGUUUAGUGUGGCGGGCUUUGAAUUUUUUUUCCACUAUUGAAAACAGUAGUUUUUUGUUUGAUUGAAAAAAAUACAUUUAGUUUUUCUUUUGGUAUGGCCAAAUUAACAUUAAAUGGAGUGGCCAAUGAAUUAAAGAAAGAAAAAUGAGGGGUUCAAAAAUGUAUGGCAUUUUUCACUCCUUCUGAAGUAGAAAUACUGUACUUGAAUUUUUUGAGCUAUGCAGACUUAUACCAAGGUCGUGUGUUUCACUGAAUCUUAGGAGAGACUAAUAACUCGUGAGACUUUGUAUUUUGUUUGCUAAUGGUGUCUGUGUAUACACAAAAGGAAGCUCAUUCCUAUGAGCACUUACACACCAGAAUCAGGCAAUAGGAAAGGUCACCUUUUUUAUUCAGCACAUAUGAAAUUAGAAUAUGUGGGGUUGUGUAUAAAAUUAUAUUUUAUUUUAUGGAAAUAUUUUUAUAUAAGAAAAUAUAAAAGUUUGGAAAGCUAAAAAAUACCUUGCUUUAACCUAGUAUAUUUUCUCCCAAGUUAGUCUUUUCUAAAUAUUUAUCUCUCUGUUUUUAAGUGGAAUAUAUUGCAUUCUGAGAAUCACAGAUCCAUCAAAAAUGUGUUAUACAAAUUGAGAUGAUUAUAGAUCUUCAUCUUGUGUUUUGGUAAAAGAAAGAUGAUUUAGUUAACACUUAAAGCUAGUGUGGCUUUGUAUUUUCAAUCUGAAGCAAGAGUACUAAAUUUGAGUGAGAAGUUUGAGAGUUUUUUGUUGCUAGUUUUUAUAUUACUAAAUUCUGCUUUGAUACAAUUUAAACUUUGCUACUUCUCAAAGAGCCUUCAGUUUUACAGCUCAUCUCAACAUUACUUUGAAAAUAUGUUAACUUUGCAUAUGGCAAAUCUUAAUCUUAAUCUAUUUUUUCUGUUAAAUAUCUGCUUGUGUGUAUGUAUGAAGUGUGUGGUGUGGGAUGCUAUUAAAAGUAAAACCUUAUAAAAUGGGCAAAAAGAGGUAACAUAUGAUCUGUUCCUGUCUAUACACUCAAAGGCUGUUCAUUCCCAUGUUUUAUUUAUAACUUUCACCUCAAUUACUUGUAGUUUGGGUAGAUCUCAUCUUAAUUUCCCCAGAGAAUUUCAUAAUUUUAAUGUUAUGCUAACCCAUUUAUAAUGGGACCUCUUAGGAAUGAAUCAGAGGUACAAUUUACAGUAUAAUAAGUAAAUUUUAUUCCAUUUCUACUCGUGCUAAAGCACAGAAGUUGAGCACACAGAUGCCUGACAUGGCUGGUUACCUACUGAAUAAUUAUCCUGUUCAUUGCAGAGGUAUGUCCAUGUAAUGGACGUAUCAUACCAGAUUAUUAGGAAGGAUGGAAAAUCUGAAAGCCUAUGAAAGUAGAAAUUAAUAUAAAUUAAUAUGAUGAGAUAUGUUAAACUUCAAGUAGUGGCAGCUUCCACCAGGAGCUCUGCCUUCCUUUGUCUUGUCUAUUUGUCUCUUUAAGUCAGAAUGUGUUUGCUAUUACUUUGAGAUUCACGAACUUCACUAAUCAUAGGUUUGACUCUAAUUUUCUUUGCCAUAUGUGUUUUCAUUUUAUGGGCCUUAGCUACUGUAGGAACAGAAGAGCUGAUCAGUACUGGGUCUACAGAAGCAACCCAAACUGCAUUCAAAUUACUGGCACCAAGCAAAAUGUUUAUAGAGUGUUAGGAAGUAAGGGAUUUACAAGUGUUGAGUUAAUUGAUUACUGAUAGUCUAUUACUGAAUUAGUUUUAAGAUAGUUCUCAAAUUAAAGCAUCUGGAACUCUGGACCCAUGAUUUACAAUCAGAUUGCUGAACACCUACAUAACCUCACACAUUCCAUGGGCCUAUGAGCAUGCUUCAGUGUUCAGUGCUGCCAUGUCCAAGUUCAAAACCUGCAUUUAUUACUUAGGUAGGAAUCGGUAUCAUAGGUAUGAUGUAGCUUUUCUUACCUUUGCCUUCAUCGAUUUUUUUAAAAUUGAAAUUAACUCUUUUAAAAAGCUUUCUUUCCUGU